AUGUCCCAACACGUGCUUCUCCUCGGUGCCACCGGCCAGACCGGCAAUUCCAUUCUUAAUGGGCUCCUUGAGCAUGGCGGAUAUCGUUUCGUUCUUCAGGAAGUCGCUGCGUUGGUUCGCCCUUUGUCAGCUGAAACCCCGAAGGUGAAGGCCGUGGCCGAACGAGGUGUGAAGAUCAUCUCUGCCGAUAUCACCGGUCCGGUGGAUGAGUUAGCCAGCAUCCUCCGUGACUUCGAUGUUGUGAUCAGUGCCAUCGAUGCCUUGAGCAUGCAUGUUCAGGAGAACCUAGUCACCGCUGCAAAGCAGGCCGGCGUGAAGCGGUUCAUACCGUGUGCAUUCAUCACUGUCUGUCCACCGGGUGGCGUGUUUCGUCUGAGAGAUGAGAAAGAAGCGAUAUACCAGCAUAUCCGCAAGCUCCACCUCCCAUACACUAUCAUCGACGUCGGAUAUUGGCACCAGAUCUCCUUUCCAACUGUCCCAUCCGGACGUGUAGACUACGCCUCCAUGUAUGCGCCCAAUACGACCAUCCAUGCAGGCGGCACCACCCCAAACCUCCUCACCGACCUCCGUGACAUAGGCCCCUUCGUCGCGCGCAUUAUCGCCGACCCCCGCACCCUCAAUCAAUCAGUCUACACAUGGUCCGACGUGCUGACUGAGAUCGAAAUUUUCGACAUGAUGGAGGAGGUGAGCGGCGAAAAGAUAGACCGCACCUACAUGUCCGUGGAGACAAUUGAGACGGCCAUUGUGACCUUCAAAGAGACUCUUGAGAAGGAACCAGAAAACAUACCCACCCGUCUUGCACUGACCAUGUUUCAGUAUUUCUUCAGUAAAGCUAUCCGGGGUGAUAACCAGCCAAAGUAUGCGAAGUACCUGGGUUACUUGGAUGCUAGGGAGUUGUAUCCCGAUUUUGAACCGAGGAGCUUCAGGAGCUUUUUGAAGGAAGCCCUCGAUGGCAAGGCGGAGAAGGUGUAUAAGGACAAUGAGGGUGUUGAACAGUUGAAGAAAUGGUUUUUUGAGUCGGGGUUGCCCCUUUAG
Molecule: messenger RNA, 1035 nt
Organism: Aspergillus bombycis
Lineage: Eukaryota; Fungi; Ascomycota; Eurotiomycetes; Eurotiales; Aspergillaceae
Product: isoflavone reductase family protein
Exons: 3
Coding region: 1-1035 (344 amino acids)
Source: RefSeq, a predicted model, not a curated record